Molecule: messenger RNA, 7585 nt
Organism: Oncorhynchus keta (chum salmon)
Lineage: Eukaryota; Metazoa; Chordata; Actinopteri; Salmoniformes; Salmonidae
Product: glucocorticoid receptor
Exons: 14
Coding region: 188-2629 (813 amino acids)
Biological process (GO): nuclear receptor-mediated glucocorticoid signaling pathway; regulation of DNA-templated transcription
Cellular component (GO): nucleus
Molecular function (GO): DNA-binding transcription factor activity; zinc ion binding; nuclear glucocorticoid receptor activity
Source: RefSeq, a predicted model, not a curated record
ACUUGCCACGUGUGUAGGAUGUUUGUGUCUUUACACUUAGGCAGGUUAUUUGAUACAUGUCCAUAUUAGCCUACACGUGGCAGACACCGAUCUCGCGCCGCACCAGGGGUAUAUUCAUUAUGACGAUUGCAACAGAAACAUGUUUACUCCAAAUGGAAAACGUUUUGCAAUGAAGUUUAUUGAAUAAAUGCAGGAUAAUAAGAUGGAUCAAGGAGGAGUGAAGAAGAACAAGAGUAACAAAGACAACAUCCGAGUUAAGCUCCUUCUGGGCGAAACCACCUCAGAGAGAACCCCUCUCACUGGUGCUCCCUGCAGUGCCAUGUCCGUUGCUUUGGCAACCACCACCACCUCCUUCCUUCCAUCCAGCCAGCUGAUGCAACCAGGUGACGUGCCCAGCGGACUCAGUAACAGCCCUCCUCCCUCAGGUGAGGACCUCGCCUCAGCCUCCGCCACGGCCUCCGUGGGCCUCUACCUGGAAGACCCAGAGCCUCCCACCACAAAGCUCCUGCCCCAACAGACUAACACGUCCCUGGGCCUUGGACUCUUCACCCUUGGGGAUACCUACUCCCGCCUGGAAGACAGCAUCGCUGACUUCCACCGCUCCUCACCCAGCAUGGACUCUCUGAUCGGGGGCUCGGACCCUAACCUGUUCCCCAUGUCCAUGAGGACGGAGACAGACUUCUCCCGGGACCAGGACCUUAUGGAUAUGGACCAGGAAGGGUACAUUGGAAAAGACCAGAAACUGUUCAACGACAACACUCUGGAUCUCCUCCAGGACUUUGAGUUGACAGGCUCCCCCUCAGACUUUUACGUAGGGGACGACGCCUUCCUUUCCUCCCUGGCUGAUGACACUCUGCUGGGGGAUGAGAGCCAGGAUCGUGGGGUGUCCAACUCCACCUCCAAGCCAGCUGCUACUACGACCAAUAGUGGUGGUUUUAGCGGUUCCAACACCACCACGUUGAAUGGUAGCAAUCUACUAACAUGUCAGGAUGAGUCCAACUCCAGCACCCCUAUGACAGGCAACUCCCCGACCCCCAACACCUUUCCCGUGGUGAAGCUCGAGAAGGAAUCUGGCUUCAUCCAGCUGUGUACUCCAGGAGUGAUCAAACAGGAGAAGACCUCGGCCAUUCGUAGCUACUCCUGCCGAAUGAGUGGUAGUACCGGCGGCUCCACUUCCUCCUCCCCAUCAGAGCUGUCCACCGCCAGCCCCAUCUCCAUCUGUGGGGUGAGCACCUCUGGAGGACAGAGCUACCACUUUGGAGUCAACAGCAGCAGCAACACACCCUUGGCUUCCACUACCAGUGGAGCUUCUCCGCAGAAGGACCAGAAGCCCUCCGUCUUCAGCCUGUAUCCUCCGUUGGUGACCGUAGGAGAGGCUUGGAACAACAGUAGCUAUGGGGACGGAGCUUCUGGAAUGCAAGGUCUCUCCAGCCCUACCUCCUCUUUCUCCAGCAGCUUUGAAAGUUCUACUUCCAGGCAAGGUGGUGGCGCUGCGUCGUGUACAACCCAGGGCAAGGCCGGGACCGCCCAUAAGAUCUGUCUGGUGUGUUCAGAUGAGGCGUCCGGCUGUCACUACGGGGUGCUCACCUGCGGAAGCUGCAAGGUGUUCUUCAAGAGAGCCGUGGAAGGUACGGUGGCAAGGGGGCAACACAACUACCUGUGUGCUGGGAGGAAGGACUGCAUCAUCGAUAAGAUCAGAAGGAAGAACUGUCCAGCCUGCCGCUUCCGCAAGUGUCUCAUGGCAGGGAUGAACCUGGAAGCUCGUAAAACCAAGAAGCUGAACCGUUUAAAGGGGGUGCAGCAGCCCACCAUGGCCGAGCUGACCCCCCGUCCGCUCCCAGAGGCCAGGUCGCUGGUCCCCAAGUCCAUGCCCCAGCUCACCCCCACCAUGCUGUCUCUACUAAAGGCCAUCGAGCCAGACACCAUCUACUCUGGCUACGACGGCACCCUGCCAGACACCUCCACCCGCAUCAUGACCACCCUCAACAGGCUGGGGGGACGACAGGUGGUAUCAGCCGUCAAGUGGGCCAAGUCUUUGCCAGGGUUCCGGAACCUUCACCUGGACGACCAGAUGACUCUGCUGCAGUGUUCCUGGUUGUUCCUCAUGUCCUUCGGCCUGGGCUGGAGGUCCUACCAACAGUGUGACGGGAACAUGCUCUGCUUCGCUCCAGACCUCGUCAUCAACCAGGACCGUAUGAAGCUGCCCUACAUGGCAGACCAGUGUGAACAGAUGUUGAAGAUCUCCAGUGAGUUUGUCAGACUGCAGGUGUCUCAUGACGAGUAUCUGUGUAUGAAGGUUCUGCUGCUGCUCAGCACCGUGCCAAAGGAUGGUCUGAAGAGUCAGGCAGUGUUUGAUGAGAUCAGGAUGUCCUACAUCAAGGAGUUGGGGAAGGCCAUCGUCAAGAGAGAGGAAAACUCCAGCCAGAACUGGCAACGCUUCUACCAGCUCACCAAGCUUCUUGACUCCAUGCACGAGAUGGUUGGUGGGCUGCUCAACUUCUGCUUCUACACGUUCGUCAACAAGUCUCUGUCGGUGGAGUUCCCAGAGAUGUUAGCAGAGAUCAUCAGCAACCAGUUACCAAAAUUCAAAGCCGGGAGCGUCAAGCCCCUCCUCUUCCACCAGAAAUGACUGUGUGGUGCUUCCGCCACCAUGACACAAUGCCUUAAAAUCCCCUCACCUUUCCCCUGACAGAGGGAGACCGGGAAGAAGAGAGGACAGAAGAGGAGAUGCUGUUUUGGGAGAAAGUAUACAAAGUACAAGGGUUUGGGGAUUUGGGGAUGAAACAUGGAGGAGGAAGGAGAGAUUUGUCAAGAGGCAGACGACGAGAGGGAAAGAGCACAGAGGUUUUUUUUGUUUCGUUUAACAUCUAUGAUCCAGUAUGCAGUAUAACAGUAGAAAUAAAUGUCUUAAGUUUAAAGAUAAUCAAGGAUUGAAAUAAACUAACCGUGUUUUCUCAGGUGUAUCACCCUCAGAAUUUAACAAUAUCUAGAUUAAACAAGUAUCUCAUGUACAGAUUAUUAAGAUGCUAUUUUUUACAGCCACAGGUUUAUACAGUUUAUUAUACAGGUCAUUUCUUACCUCAGCAAAGGUAAACACUAUAACUCUUGUGAUGUUUUCCCACAGGUUUAGCUACUGGGUAUUCCUCUACCUACUGUCGUGUUUAGAACCUGGUUGUAAACAGAGUUGAUUAUCAAGUCACAUGACAUAAAACAUCUCGUUAUGUUUCGUAACUGUCUUUACAAAAGCAUGUUUGCAUAGCUUUUUAUUUUAUUUUUUAAAGUCAGGCAUAACAUUAUGAAAUAGUUUUUUUUGUUGUAAUGUAAGCGUACAGUACACAAUUCACAGACCUAUCUUUGUCUACGUUUAGGCUACACGCUGGCUGCCAGGUUUACACACACACACACACACACACACACACACACACCGUCGAUCAGAAAAAAGGGAGAGAAAAAAAAGAUGUGCCUUUUUAGCUUAACGUCUGAUUUUAGCCUCUGACUGUCCGAGGAUGUUCUUCCUUCACCAUCACGGUUGACCCUUGGUUGUUUUCUUCCUGUUACAUGCAGCUUCAGUCAGUUUUCCUUUUUAAAAUGGCUGCCGUGUUUGUCUGUUGCUAUUGCAGCUCGGUUAUGGAUUCUCAGUGUGAGAUCAAUCGAUCUAAUAACACUCCCAAUCUACAUACAGUAUUCCCUUCCUGAUCUCUUGUUCACGUCUCUAUUUUAAAUACUAUUUUAGCACUAUGCCCCCCCCCACCCCCCUCUACUACACUGAGAGAAUGUGAAAGUAAGUAGUAGAAAAUAUGUCUUUAACUCUAUUGGAUGUUUGUAAAAGCUAUUAAUUGUCAGCAUUGAACUUGUUAUUUUUGUCAGCAAAAUGUAACUGGGUCUUUAACUAGGCAAGUCAGUUAUGAACAAAUUCUUAUUUACAAUGAUGGCCUACUGGGGAACGCAAAACAGAUUUUGACCUUGUCCGCUCUGGGAUUCGAUCCAGCAACCUCUUGGUUACUGGCCCAACGCUCUAACCACCUGCCGUCUGUCAGUGAACUUCUUCCUGUUGCUUUUGUUUUAACUGUUGUUUUGCUAGUCGUUAUUUUGCCCAUUGUCAUUGUUGGAAUGUGUCGGAAAGAGAGAGAGAGAUGCGUCAGCCAAUCAAAAAUAGAGAGUUUGAGAGCGCAUCGGCGGCCCCAAAACCAGGCUGGUUGCUAUGGUUUCCCUAACCGUAAUAUUUAAUGGGAGUAUGGCAGUUCUUGAAUUUAGUUGUACAGUAGUUCUUGGUCACUUUAGGAAAGGCAGAGGGCUUCAGUGUUUGACCCUCUAUAUGCUGCUUUCUGUAUGAACACGGGUGUGUUUGAAUGGAUAGCAGAGGGGUAUGUGAAUGAAACGAGGGUAACUUGUCACUAUUGAUCCCUAAAGAGUCACUUAUAUUCUGGCAACAGUGACAUGUCACUGACAUAUCAGACAAUUUGACCAUUUUAUGAGACAAUCCAGCGAUACACAGGGGGUUCCGGAGAACUGCCACUGAUGGACCGUGGUCUAGGACAACCUCUUAACCCACCGAGGCACCUUGCUUACGUUAUGUGUGUUUUACUAAAAACGUUUUCCAAAAAAGCACUUAGUACUAACAUCCUUCUCUGUCAUCUUGUGUUUUGCACUCAAACUGUGUGUCGUCCCAAAUGACACCCUUGUUCCCUUUGUAGUGUGUUACUUAUGACCAGAGGAGGGCUCUGAUCCAAAGUAGUGCACGAAAUAGGGAAUAGGGUGCCAUUUGGGAUGUAGCUUAGUUGAUGGAGGGCAUAGCUCUCCAUCUUCUGUCCUCUGGGAGUUUCAGUGCCAAACUUGAACUUUCUCUUUUUUUUCAGGUUUGGAAAACAGUCCUCGUUUUAACAGUUGUCAGUGUUUAUUUCAGAAAAAGAUGAGGGAUAGAAAAAAAACCUACUUAAAGCGCUUAUGUCCACCGUGGAUUGAGUGGAUUAUUACAGAAACUAAAAACGUGAACUAUUGACCUUUUUUCGUGUUUUCAUCCACACUAGAGAUUCCCUCGCAUAAAUAUAUAUAGCAGGUUGACCCUUUAAGUCUAACAAACCCUUUCUAUACACAUGUACUUAGGUAGUUUAAUGAGUCCAACAUGAAUUUGUAAUAUUUUAUGAUUUUGUCAUCAUGUUGUCACCAAAAACAUUUUCCUGCUUUGUCAUUCAUGUUUAGCUUCUGUGCAGAUUUUUUGUUCUUUCUCCCGUGAAACACAAACCAACCCAGGUAUCAAAAUGAAUGUGAAUCUCUGUACUAGGUCAGGCGGGGAUGACUUAAGUCCUAGAGGGAGGGCAUAGUGUCUGCUGGUCCUGGAGGGAGGGCAUAGUGUCUGCAGGUCCUGGAGGGAGGGCAUAGUGUCUGCAGGUCCUGGAGGGAGGGCAUAGUGUCUGCAGGUCCUGGAGGGAGGGCAUAGUGUCUGCAGGUCCUGGAGGGAGGGCAUAGUGUCUGCAGGUCCUGGAGGGAGGGCAUAGUGUCUGCAGGUCCUGGAGGGAGGGCAUAGUGUCUGCUGGUCCUGGAGGGAGGGCAUAGUGUCUGCUGGUCCUGGAGGGAGGGCAUAGUGUCUGCUGGUCCUGGAGGGAGGGCAUAGUGUCUGCUGGUCCUGGAGGGAGGGCAUAGUGUCUGCUGGUCCUGGAGGGAGGGCAUAGUGUCUGCUGGUCCUGGAGGGAGGGCAUAGUGUCUGCAGGUCCUGGAGGGAGGGCAUAGUGUCUGCUGGUCCUGGAGGGAGGGCAUAGUGUCUGCAGGUCCUGGAGGGAGGGCAUAGUGUCUGCUGGUCCUAGAGGGAGGGCAUAGUGUCUGCUGGUCCUGGAGGGAGGGCAUAGUGUCUGCUGGUUAUUUUUCCUAACUCCUGGCACGUAUUUAAUCCAUUAAUUUUACUAGUUGCUCUGAGAGGGCAACAUACCUGGUUAAAUUCAGUCACUGGUUUAAAGGAAAAGACAAAAAACCAGGAGACAUUCUAAAAAUGUAUGGUGAUGCCGCAGGGGAGGGGAAUUUGAGAGAAUUGUUAACCCGAGACCUGAAGCGAUUUUGAAUAGUUGGGGUGUGUUCCAACUUCUCACCGAACUGCCAUUAAAAAUACAAUGCUACUUAUUUGUUUGUUUACGUGUUGGAAAAAUGACAAUUUUAUUAUUUUCAUACACUAUGCCAACGUGUAAUAAAAGGCUAUACAUUAGUGAUUCUUAAGAACAACUAUACCAUACUCAGGUUGUUGUCAUUGGUUACACAUGUAUGUGGUCAUCUAUGUUGAUGGCACCGUUUAGAACCAAAAACAUUUGGUUUUGAUUCCCAACAUUGUGUGUUUUUGUGACAUUCAUUAAUUAACAGUCAGGUUAAAUAAAAGCUCACCUGGCCAUUCAGGUAAGUUAGUUUCAUACAUACUGGACAUGCCAAAGUCAUUUGAUGUUCUCACUACUUGGUUAGCCAUUGUUAGCUUCCCAAUCUAUCCUAAUGGAAAAUAUUUGAUUUUCUUUCAAUGGUGGUACAAACAUAGUUGAGCAAAACCAGCAAACUAGUUCUCCCGAUCUAAACAGCUUUUGGAUUACUUUCACAUUCAGUGUGGCUACAAGUUGUUCUCUGCUGUUGCCUUUCAUAUAACAAGUAUGAAACCACAAACUACUCACCUCUCCUUAUCAAAAAAAUGUAUUGGUCUCUGUGAAAUGGUAUCAUACAGUACAUUUUUGACAAGGAAAUCUGAAAAUAUGCAAUACGAAUUACAAAUACAUGACUUACUUGUUGCUCUAAACAAGAGAAUAUGGACGUGUACUAUGUAAUUUCUGUUUUUUUCUUUUACAAUAUAAGCUAUUUUAGACAGAAAAUGUUCACUUCAGUCAACUAUUCUCUGUAUUUCUCUGCAGGACAGAUUUUCAGGAAAACCUUUCAAUAGUGUCAAUAUAUACAAUUUAUUUAGACAACACAGUUCCACUAUAUGACAUUUUUCUAUCAGGUGGCCAAAGCAAAGUUCAGCAUAUUUUCCUGUCGUUUUAGUGGCUCGUGGAACGACAGACGUGCAGGGCUUUUCUGUUUCAUAACACAUUUUAUAUUUUCUUUUUUUUUGUAUAGCUUUGGUCAAAUGUUGUGUACUAAUAUUAUGAAUAUAGUAGUCAGUCAAAAAGUUCACAAAUCAACCAGUUUGAACCUAACAAUUUCCUCUGCCACAAAAUAUUGUUUUGAAUUUCUAUUUUGUAUAAAACAUAUGCAGCCAUGAACUUCUGAAGGUAUUAUCAAGGGCAGAACGAUGAUUAUUCACUGGUAAUAUGCUGUUCUCCGAAGCUUAUUUGUUUUGCUUGUACACAAAUUAUGUACAUAUAAUCCAAAGUAAAGCAAAAACAAUUUGUUUUAUUUCUCCCACAAAUAAUAGUAGUUUUCUAUAUCCUGUGUGUUAUUGCUAAUCUGUAGGCCAUGUUGAUGCUUCUCCUUCCAUUAAAUGUUGAACUACGUCUUUGUGUGGAAUCUUUUUAAAAACGAGAAAUGAUAUACAGAUUGAUCAUGAUGUUACCUUCUUGUACUUUUAAUAACCACGUGAUAAUUCAACAAUGGUUCAUUCAAUAAAAGGGGCUUUUCCAUU